This is a messenger RNA of Alligator mississippiensis (American alligator), 5472 nucleotides long. It is a transcript of the gene DAB1, whose product is annotated as DAB adaptor protein 1. The transcript is spliced from 19 exons. Bases 657 to 2402 code for a protein of 581 amino acids. Lineage: Eukaryota; Metazoa; Chordata; Crocodylia; Alligatoridae. Gene Ontology annotation, biological process: lateral motor column neuron migration; ventral spinal cord development. The record is from RefSeq and is a predicted model, not a curated record.
GUGGCCUGCAGAGUACCAGCACUGCCUCUGCUGCUGUUGCUUCUGCUGCUGCUGCUGUGAUUGAGGUGCUCUCACUGAACUGAAACUGCUGAGGAUUUUCUCACUAGGAUACUCAUUUCCAAGUCUUCUUUUUGAGGGAUCUACUGCUCACUGGCAGACAUACCCAGACCCCCCCGACACCAGAACUGACAAUAUACCGUGGGAACAAAAGAGGGGGGGAAAAGCAUUUUUCUGCAACAAGAGGAUGAGUGGGGGGCUGGUGAGGGAGCAGCACUGGCUCAAGUGAGCAAGAUAUGGUGGCCAUGAGUAGGAUCUAAUGUUCAUGGUUGGAAGACAUUUUUCAUGCAGGACCGAGAACCACAGAGCCUGUGUGACAUCGUCAUGAAUGAGAGAAGAAAGUAAUACAGUAUUGGAUGUGCCUGUUUGCUGCCACUUGUUUAGAGAGAAAAUGAUGCAUUAUGGGGAAUGAACCAGAACUGGAUGGAUUAAUCCAAGAGUUGUUUCAGUGGAGCCUAACACAGAGCGCUCGAAAGGAUUGAAUGAGAUGAACCAUCUGGGUUAUAGUAUCUAAAGGGCUAAGUUAUUCUUUUGGAGAGACUUUCUAAAUGAGCCUGACCGAGAUACUGGAUCUGUGUGAAGAGGACUAAGGAUAUAGGAUGUCAACUGAGACAGAACUUCAAGUGGCUGUUAAAACCAGCACAAAGAAAGACUCAAAAAAGAAAGGUCAGGAUCGCAGCGAAGCCACUUUAAUAAAGAGGUUUAAAGGUGACGGUGUCCGAUACAAAGCAAAACUGAUUGGGAUAGAUGAGGUUUCUGCAGCACGAGGAGACAAGUUAUGUCAAGAUUCCAUGAUGAAACUCAAGGGAAUUGUUGCUGCCGCUCGUUCAAAAGGAGAACAUAAACAGAAAAUCUUUCUAACCGUCUCCUUUGGAGGAAUCAAAAUCUUUGAUGAAAAGACAGGACUACUCCAGCACCAUCAUGCAGUUCAUGAAAUUUCAUAUAUUGCAAAGGAUAUCACAGACCACCGAGCAUUUGGAUAUGUGUGUGGAAAAGAGGGAAAUCACAGAUUUGUGGCAAUAAAAACAGCCCAGGCAGCUGAACCUGUAAUUCUGGACUUGCGAGACCUGUUUCAGCUCAUUUAUGAAUUGAAACAAAGGGAAGAAAUGGAAAAAAAGGCACAAAAGGACAAGCAGUGUGAACAAGCAGUGUACCAGACAAUUUUGGAAGAAGAUGUAGAAGAUCCUGUAUACCAGUACAUUGUGUUUGAGGCUGGACAUGAGCCAAUCCGUGAGCCUGAAACAGAAGAAAACAUUUACCAGGUUCCUACCAGCCAAAAAAAGGAAGGUGUUUAUGAUGUGCCAAAAAGUCAACCUGUAAGUCAGCAGAAUGGGAACUUAUUGCUGGACAUUGAUGAAAAUCUUGUUUCGGUGACUCAGGCUGUUACCCAACUAGAGCUUUUUGGGGACAUGUCCACUCCUCCCGAUGUAACCUCUCCCCCAACUCCUGCAACUCCAGGUGAUGCCUUUAUCCCAUCUUCAUCCCAAUCACUUCCUGGUAGUACAGACAUGUUUGGUUCUGUACCGUUCAGCACUGCUGCCGUACCCUCAGGUUAUGUUGCAAUGGGAGCUGUCCUGCCAUCCUUCUGGGGACAGCAACCACUCGUUCAACAACAGUUGACCCUAGGUGCUCAGCCUCCAGUUGCUCAGGUGAUGCAGGGAGGACAGCCAAUAGCCUGGGGCCAACCUGGUAUUUUUUCUCCUACCCAGCAACCAUGGCCAACCGUAGCUGGUCAGUUCCAGCCAACUGCCUUCAUGCCAACACAAACUGUUAUGCCUUUACAAGCAGCCAUGUUUCAAGGUACCAUUGCUCCCAUUGCUACUGUUCCACCCACAAGCGAUUCCACCAGAUCAAGUCCGCAGACAGACAGGCCCAGACAGAAAAUGGGAAAAGAAAUGUUUAAAGAUUUCCAGAUGGCUCAGCCUCCUCCAGUGCCAUCAAGAAAACCAGAUCAGCCUUCCCUCACUUGUACCUCAGAGGCCUUCUCAAGUUAUUUUAGCAAAGUUGGGAUGGCACAGGAAGCAGAUGAUUGUGAUGACUUUGACAUCUCUCAGUUAAAUUUGACUCCUGUGACUUCUACAACACCAUCCACAAACUCACCUCCAACCCCUGCUCCCAGACAGAGUUCUCCAUCCAAAUCAUCAGCAUCUCAUACCAGUGACCCUACUGCAGAUGACCUCUUUGAAGAGGGGUUUGAAAGCCCAAGCAAAAGUGAAGAGCAGGAUGCUCCUGAUGGAUCUCAGGCCUCAUCCAACAGUGAUCCAUUUGGUGAGCCCAGUGGUGAUACUAUAAAUCCACAGGAAGAUGAGCCUCUCUACGCCCAGAUCAACAGACCUAAGAAAUAGCAUUGUUACAGGCUUGUGGUGCUUCAAGACUCAAAUGAAAAUCUACAACCUGACAGGCCUUUGGCACUCAUGCUUUUUUCCCCAAUUGAUCUUGUCUGACAAAAGAUAAAUGAUUGCCCUACUGGAUCAGUUCGACAAACUUCCCUGACGGUUUUUGGCAACCAAUGGCAAAUUUCUAUGGCAGCAGAAAAAUAAAAACGAGCCCUGCUUACCAUACAGGGUCCAGCCCCCUCGCCGUGAGUUAUGAGUACGCAUAAUUGGAAAUCUUACUCCUUGUUCUUCUUUUAAACUUUUAUCUUCUACACGCCACAUAUGAAUACUAAGCAUUUGAAAUUCAUCAUUUAUUAGGCAUUUUCUUUUCCACAAAAAAGCAGAAACGGUAUGUAGCAGUGGCAUCAUCAUUCAACAGCCUUUCAGGCACAAGUCGGCACUUUUUAUGACAUGGUGACAUGUUUCGCAUCAUCAUUUACACCAGGCGGAUCCUGACACAUUUUCCCCGUUAGGUAUAUUUAAAAAAAAAAAAAAAAUACUGGCUGUGUCAUUUUUUUUUUUGGUAUUUCUAUUCUGUUUGUUUUCUACGAGUGACAGAGUCUAACAGCAAAAUGCCUCCUGUGGAAAUGAUUCCUAACUUGAAACCGCAGAAUAAAACUGCAUUGAUGAUUCAUCCUGACCGAAAAAUGUUGCCAAAUGGACCUUUAUAUUAGUGCGUCAUGAGGAAGAAACGCUACUUUUCUGUUUGAAUACUCAUGCUGUGGGUAGAGAAAGGACAUCAGAUCUCAUUGAUGAAAGAGAUGAAAAAUACAUUAUUUCCUAGGAAACUCUUUAAAAAAAAAAAAAAGUACAGUAAAAGGAAUAUUUUUUAUUUCUUCAAUCUCUUGCUGCUGUAAUGCUAUGCAGACAAGCAUUUUCUUCUCUGUGUGCCAUUUUUGAAGAAAAAAAUCAUUUGCCAAAUAAUUCUGGUAUGAUUCUGGUUUAUGGAUUUGGAUAAAACAGACUUUUAAAUGGGACACCAGUGGCAUGAAUUUUGGAAUAACAAACUGAUUCUGUGAUCAAACUGUUCAUCUUUAUCACUUUUUUGUACAUCAGAAAAUUCAAAUGGGAUUUUUAUUUUAUAACUUGAAAAAAAAAAUCUUACUGUUAAACUCUUUAAAUGUUUAAGGGGAAAUGGCUUUAAGGAGUUCGAAUGAAAAUUGCCAGUUUUUUUUGUAAAUAUAAAUGUUCUGGAAGUUCUUUUAAUAAUGCCAUUACACAGUAGAGAAGGUAGCAAAUUGCAGUGCUUGGGAGGUGUGGCAAACCCAAAUGGUGGUUUUUGCAUCACGUAUGUUUUCUCACAUGCUUAUGAUAACGGGCUGAGGCUCAAGUGCAUUUGCCAACAGCAGCUAGCUUGUCAGCGACUAGUUAAAUUGAUGGGAACACAUGAGUUUUAUGAUCUAGCUUUUUCCACGCAAAUGUAUUCCACAUCUUUUUCUUUAAAAAAAAAAAAAAAAAAAAAAUCCCAUUUCAUAGACAUUUCUUUAUGAUUCUGACAUCUCUUCGUGGAAAUCAUCAAACUGUUUACACACAGAUCAGAAGAAUUAAAAACUUCCUUUUUUUACAUUUAUGAAACAGAAGUGCAGUGUUUGGGUUCAUAUGUUUAGCACAUGAUUUUCAGGAAAAAAAAAACUAUAUUUUUGCCCUACAGAGAGUUGUUAUACAGGUCAAAUGUGUUUUCCUGAUGUUCCUAUGCAGUUACAAUGUAUUGAAUUUAGUGGUUUAACACUAAAAAAAAGUUUAAACAAAUCAAGUGAUGAAUCUGUUUUUAGGGUUAUUGUGCCGAUUUUGUUUUUAAAUUGAAACAUUAGGCUUUCCAUUUCUGUCAUUGAUUAAAAUAGGCCUGGAGUUGUAAACUUUUUUACUUUCAAUCAUCUAUAUAUAAACUAGAAAAGGGUUUAGAAAUCAUUUUAUUUGCUGUAAACGAGGAAAGCUGAAAGACGAGCAGGGGUAGUCAUUGUACAACCAAACCUCAUAACAUGAUUCCAGUCUCUUAUGUUGAAUUAGAUGCGUUAGUGAAUGUAUGCGAAUGACAGAUUAUCUGUGGAUAGACCUAAUGAACAUACAGAGAAAACAUGUUUUAUCCCCAUCCACCAUAUCCUUUGGUCCAUGCAAACAGUCGGAAGCAAAGUCAUUUUCACGUCAGAAGAAAGAGGCAAGCGGUUAUCUAACUUUAGGAGUUAAAUUAAAACAUACAGGUUGUAUGUUUGGGGAUUAAAAUAAGGACAAAAUAUUCCCGAAGGGCAUUUCUUUUUACUAUUUUUGCUUUCAAUAAGUGGUGCUACUUUCUUCCUCAGUAAGGCUCUUUUUAGGUUUUCUCUUGCAAAAUGGACCCAUUGAGAUAAUCAUUUUGAUUCUUCAUAAACAUUUGAAGUAUUGUAUAGUCAAUGCAUUUUCAGUUACGCAGUAAAAUGUUCAAAGAGAAAGAAAUGCAAAGUCAUGGCUCAGUAAAUCCAUUGUCAUUCCAUUUCUAGAGCUCAGACUGACCUACCUUUGGGUGGAAGAAGUCCAUGCAAAAAGUGGGUAAAUAUUGAACAGGGUUGGGAUUUUUGGAUGUUUCAUGAGAGAUGAUAGUCCCCAUUGCCAUCGACUGUUUUCUUCAUUUUAAUCGGCGUUAGGAAAAAAAAGAAAUCCGGAGCUACCAUAGCCCUAGCCCUAGCCUGUCCUUGUCAUUGUUGAGAUGCUGAUUUGCAGAGGAAUGUGGGGGUACGCACUGUAUCAGUAUUGUAGAUAAAUACAUGAUCCAGCUUGUGCAAUUGUUUAAGUCCCUCAUCCUUCACUAGCACUAAAUUUGUCACUUUAAAUUUUUAAACCAGGGAAUCCCACCCACCAUCCUGUUAUCAUCCCCUGUAGUUUCCCGAUCUUUACAUGUCAUGAAAAAUAUUUUGAUAGAUUGUAGUCAUCCAAGUGUCUGAUGAACCUUAUCAUCUAAUAAUGUACUGGGCACCUUCUUUGCAAAAAUGUUUACUCUGUGGUUUUCAUUCAUUUUUAUUUCUGCAUUCUGACACAUAUUUUUUUAAUAAAGAUGAGAAAGAUAAAA